Naegleria gruberi is the source of this 2268-nucleotide messenger RNA. RefSeq lists its product as uncharacterized. Bases 1 to 2253 code for a protein of 750 amino acids. NCBI's taxonomy places the organism in Eukaryota, Heterolobosea, Eutetramitea, Acrasida, Naegleriidae. The record is from RefSeq and is a predicted model, not a curated record. The transcript has a single exon.
AUGGAUGAAUACAAACUUCUAAUGGAGGAUAAGAAGAGGCUCACCCGAGAAAACAAUGAGCUUCAUCAAAUGAUGAUUAAAAGAGAGGAUACUUUCAAACAACAAUCACUUCAAUAUGUUGAUCAAAUACGGUUGCUUUCUCAACAAAAUCAAUCUUUAUUAUAUACAAAUCAACAAUUAGAAUUAAGAAAUCAGGAGAUGGAACAUUCUGUUGAGGAGGUAAAAGAGAGACUUGAAAAUUAUAUGUCAAAAACAAAUGUUUGGUUCUCCCAUUCAGGAACAUCAAACAAGGAAACCGACUCUGCCUAUCGAAGAGAAAGGAUUGAAUCUUCUUUUUCCGAAUACCUUAAACAAUUGGAAAUCCAACCUUUUCAAUCCAGUCUUAAAACUCAAAUGUUGGAUGUAAUGAAAAUGACAGAAAUACAAAAUGAUCAAUUAAGAAAUGAAAACGAAACACUGAAAAAAACUGUAUCCCAUUUAAAAGAAUCCAAAAUAGAUGUUUUAACACAAGAAAAUGACAGACUUUUAAGAGAAAUAGACAGAUUAACAAAAUUAGUUAACGAAAGAGGAGGUAAAACCGUUGAUGUAAUCAAAUCUGAAAGGGAAUAUUCUAAUAGUGUUAAUACAAUACAAAACCUUACAGAACAAAUCGAAUUUUUACAGCAACAAUUAGAUACCGCUCGUGAUAUUUCUGCAGAGCAUGAGAGAUUUGAACAAUUACAAAAGGAAAACAAGGAUAUGAAACAACAAUUAACUAUUAUUACCAAAGAAAGGAAUGAAUUGAUGCGCGACUUGGGUGAAACUAAGAGAUCAUUUAUUGAUCUCAACAAACAUAACCGCCAACAUGAAGAAAUAGUUCAAUCCCUUAAGGAUAAACUUAAUCAAUCUCAACAGAUUUUAUAUCAAAAAGAAGGAGAUGUUUCCAAAUUAACAACUUUAUCCAAACAUUUAAGUUCAAGAAUAGAAGUUUUACAACAAGAAAUUGAAAAGUUGAAUAAUAGAAGUCAUGAAAAAUUGGUAAAUGAACAAGAGUUCAAAGUGAAGAUUUCAAAUCUUGAAAAAACAAUACUUGACCAAGAUAAUCAUUUAAACAAUCUAAGAAAUAUUAUUAAGGAGAUUGACUCUAACAAGGAUGCUAUGAGUACAGAAUUAGACGAAAAAGAUGAAAGGCUUUCCUUUUUGGAAAAAAAGAAUUCAGAGCUGGGCAAGGAACUUUUGGAAAUCAAAACUAAAUCGAAUCAAAUCGAACUUGGAAUUCAACAACAAUUACAGCAACUAAAAGAAAAGGACCGAUUACUUACCAAUCAAAAGGAGCAACUGGAAAUAAUACAAAAAGAGUACACAAAACUCAAGAACGACUUUGAAUUCAAAUCGAAGGAAAUUGAGCAUGCAGGAGAAGAUUUAAAGCAAAUAACUGGAGAAAAUCAAUUUUUACAUACACAACUAAACAAAACUGUGGAAGAAAUGGACAAGAUGAAACAAAAACUCGAGGAAAAGUUUUCUGUUUGUAUUGAUAUGGAGCACAGAUUAAAAAUUAAGGAUAGAGAGUUUGAAGACAUAAUGUUCAAUUACAAAUCUCUGAAUAGGGAUCACCUCGCAUUGAAAGACAAAUUUGAAGAGCUAAGUAGAGAAUUAGGAGAUUCAAGAACAAGGUUAGAACUUAAAACAAAUGAGCUGGCACACCUUUCAUCAAGAGCCAAAAACUUAGAUGACGAAAAUCAGCACCUCAUAAUGAAACUGAAAUCAUCCCAACAACAAAUUGACCAAUUAUCAGACCAACUUCACUCAAAAUCCAUUGCUCUUGUUGAAUUUGAUAAGGAGAAGGAGAAGAUGUUGAAAAACCUUUCCACUGCACAACAUGUAGUUAUUGAUUUACAAGAUAUGAAUUCCAACAUGAGAAGGCAAACAGGAAUACUCCAAGCAGAAAAUGAACAUUUAAAACUUCAACUAAAUGAUACUCUUUCAAAGAAUAAUCAACUUUCAAAAUCUCUAACAAUGGAACAACAAAAGAGAAGCCCUGACUUAGAGAAGAAAAUAUUUGAUAUGGAACAAGAAUUCAAACAAAUGAGAAGGAAGAUAGAGGAGAAAGAACAACAACUGUUAACAGAAAGUGAAACCCAAACAAGACUGAGACAAAGAGAAAAAAAUUUGAAACAUGAAAUACAGAGACUUCAGGUAUUACUUCAACAAAUGGAUAUGGACAGAGAAAGGAUUCAAGAUGAGUUAAACACGUUCUACAGAGGUACAAAAUAAAUCUGAUAUUCUUUU